AUGGAUUACAUGAUUUUUUUUGAGCCAUAUACGGACGAGGUGAAGAAUAAUGUCCUCGAUGGCUUAAAGAAAGAGGUAGAAGGGGUGAUUGUACUUAUUUCAAAUAAGGAUAGUGAUGAUGAUGGGGAUUUGGGCGGUAACCCCGUUGAAGUACACAUUGGUGAUGAUGAUACUCUGAGCACCUCCAAAGAUGCAGCAGUGAAUGUGGACCUUUGUGAAUCAGGGAGGAAUGAAGAAGGAGAAAAAAUAAGCAAAAUGGAUGAGUUGGCUUCUGUUGUGGCGGGAGAGGAAAAAGAAGAAAAGAAGGAUGAAGAAGAAGAUAUGUGCCAAGAAGAAAGUUCAAAAGAAGCAGCUGCAUCAGAAGCAGAAGAAGAAGCUGAAAAAGAAUCAGCAGUAGAUGUCCAGAAAAAAGGAGAAGAAGGUGAAGAAGCACCAGCUAAAGAAAGUCCAAAAGAAGCAGCUACAGAAGCAGAAGAAGAACCUGAAAAAGAAACAUCAAUAGAUGUUAAGAAAAAAGGAGAAGAAGCACCAGCUGAAGAAGUACCAACUGCUACAGAUGCUGAAAUAGAAGGAGAAGAAGGCGAGCAUGAAGAAGCAGCCGAAGCUGCUGAGACAAAAGGAGCUGAAGCUGACCAAAAAGAUUUGGGUGUUGUCAUAGUUGGUGCAGUGUAUGGUUGA
Messenger RNA from Capsicum annuum, 678 nucleotides. Its product is annotated as high mobility group nucleosome-binding domain-containing protein 5-like. The record is from RefSeq and is a predicted model, not a curated record. NCBI's taxonomy places the organism in Eukaryota, Viridiplantae, Streptophyta, Magnoliopsida, Solanales, Solanaceae. The coding region runs from base 1 to 678 and encodes 225 amino acids. The transcript is spliced from 3 exons.